AUGCUGGGCAUGUACGUGCCGGACAGGUUCUCCCUGAAGUCCUCCCGCGUGCAGGACGGCAUGGGGCUCUACACGGCCCGCCGAGUGAGCAAGGGUGAGAAGUUUGGGCCCUUUGCUGGGGAGAAGAGGAUGCCGGAAGACCUGGAUGAGAACAUGGACUGCAGGCUGAUGUGGGAGGUCCGGGGGAGUAAGGGGGAGGUGCUGUACAUCCUGGAUGCCACCAACCCGAGACACUCCAACUGGCUGCGCUUCGUGCAUGAGGCACCCUCACAAGAGCAGAAGAACUUGGCAGCCAUCCAGGAAGGAGAGAACAUCUUCUAUUUGGCAGUGGAAGAUAUAGAGACAGACACAGAGCUUCUGAUUGGCUACUUAGACAGUGACCUGGAGGCGGAGGAGGAAGAGCACCAGAUUGUGACGGUGAUCAGAGAAGCAGCAGCAGAAGAUUCUAAAGGCCAGUCAUCAGCUGGCAGGAAAGAUCCCCUUGGCUGCACAGAGGACUUCGCCUGCCCACAGUGUGAGUCCAGCUUCCCCAGUGCGGAGAUUCUUGCUGAGCACCUCCAGAUGCUGCACCAGAGGCCCACCGAGGAGAAGGAAUUCAAGUGCAAGAUCUGUGGGAAGAAAUUCCCAGUCCAGCAGGCCUUGCAAAGACACUCUGAGCAGCACCAGGAGAUGUGCCGUGGGGAUGCCAGGUUCGUGUGCAGGGCUAACAGCUGUGGGAAGAGACUGAAGAGCAAAGACGCCCUGAAAAGACACCAGGAAAAUGUCCAUGCUGGAGAUCCUAAGAAAAAGCUCGUGUGUUCGGUAUGCAGUAAAAAGUGUUCCUCUGCCUCCAGCCUGCAGGAGCACAGGAAGGUCCAUGAGAUUUUUGAUUGUCAAGAAUGCAUGAAGAAGUUUGUCUCAGCCAAUCAGCUAAAGCGCCAUCUCAUCACCCACUCAGAAAGACGGCCCUAUCAUUGCGAGAUUUGUAACAAGUCUUUUAAGAGGCUUGAUCAAGUGGGCGCUCACAAAGUCAUUCACAGUGAAGACAAGCCCUACAAGUGCAAGCUUUGUGGAAAGGGGUUCGCUCACAGGAAUGUCUACAAGAAUCACAAGAAGACCCACUCCCAGGAGAGGCCCUUCCAGUGUGAGGAGUGCAAAGCUUUGUUCCGGACGCCCUUUUCCUUGCAGAGACACCUGCUGAUACACACCAGUGAGAGGACUUUUAAGUGUCACCACUGUGAGGCCACCUUCAAAAGGAAGGACACAUUGAAUGUCCACGUCCAGGUGGUCCACGAGAGACACAAGAAGUACAGUUGUGAGCUGUGCAACAAGGCCUUCGUCACACCGUCUGUGCUCAGAAGCCACAAGAAGACACACACAGGAGAAAAGGAGAAGGUCUGCCCAUAUUGUGGCCAGAAGUUCGCCAGCAGCGGGACACUGAGGGUCCACAUCCGGAGCCACACAGGUGAGCGUCCCUAUCAGUGUCCUUACUGUGACAAAGGAUUCAGUAAGAACGAUGGGCUGAAGAUGCACAUCCGAACGCACACCAGGGAGAAGCCCUACAAGUGCUCGGAGUGCAGCAAAGCCUUCAGCCAGAAGCGAGGCUUGGAGGAGCACAAGAGGACGCACACGGGAGAGAAGCCUUUCCAGUGUGACGUCUGUGACUUGGCUUUCAGCCUGAAGAAGAUGCUGAUUCGACACAAGAUGACCCACAAUCCCCACCGUCCUCUGGCAGAGUGCCAGUUCUGCCACAAGAAGUUCACGAGGAACGACUACCUCAAGGUGCACAGGGACCACGUCCACGGAGUGGCCGACAGCUAG
This is a messenger RNA of Marmota flaviventris (yellow-bellied marmot), 1800 nucleotides long. The record is from RefSeq and is a predicted model, not a curated record. NCBI's taxonomy places the organism in Eukaryota, Metazoa, Chordata, Mammalia, Rodentia, Sciuridae.